UGCCAUGGGUGUUCGAAUGAGAGAAAGCAAUGUAGAAGACAUCGCACCCAUGUUAAUUGUCAAUAUCGCGAGUAGUAAUAUGUUGUGGUUGUCGAUAAUUCAUGCAUAAAACGGGCACUGUGUGUAUAGUGAAGGAAAGAAGAAAAAAAACGAGCAACACACAAAUACCAUUGUAUAGUUUCUUUAUUUCUGUUCAUCGCACACGCAUAACUGAAAAGUCACUUUGGCGGAAAAAAAAAUUGGAAUCUUGUUAUUGACCGUACACGCAGUGCACACACUGUCAAGUAGCUGGAAAACAAAAUAGAAAAUACAACAUGACUGAAUCCGAAACAAGUGUAAAAACCUACUCAUUGGCCGAAAUUGCAAAACACAAUUCAAAUCAAUCAUCAUGGAUCGUCAUUCAUAAUAACAUUUAUGAUGUGACAAAGUUUUUAAAUGAGCAUCCCGGUGGUGAAGAGGUGCUUUUGGAACAAGCCGGUAAAGAUGCAUCGGAAUCGUUUGAAGAUGUUGGUCACAGCACCGAUGCCCGUGAAAUGAUGCAACGCUACAAAGUCGGAGAGGUUAUCGAAUCGGAACGAACAGCAGUACAAGAAAAAACACCCCAAUACUGGAACAACGAUCAAUCAACCAAGGACGAAGAAUCAGCAUACAAACAGUGGUUGAUCCCGUUGGUGUUGGGCAUUCUAGCAACAAUUAUUUAUCGCUAUCUCUUUUUGUAACACCAUAGCCCAAAAUCAAAUCGAAUGCCUACUAGCUUUUUUCGAAAUGACACAUUGAGUGAAAUAAACUGUGUAGUCUAUAAAAACACAAAUGAAAUUUACGCGAACAAAAUCGUUUUGAAAAUUGAGGGAACGAGAAAUUUGUUAACUUUUAGAAAAAAAAAGAAA
Sitodiplosis mosellana (orange wheat blossom midge) is the source of this 887-nucleotide messenger RNA. RefSeq names its product cytochrome b5 (gene Cyt-b5). Gene Ontology annotation, cellular component: intracellular membrane-bounded organelle; membrane. The transcript has 4 exons. The record is from RefSeq and is a predicted model, not a curated record. Gene Ontology annotation, molecular function: heme binding. Bases 315 to 719 code for a protein of 134 amino acids. Lineage: Eukaryota; Metazoa; Arthropoda; Insecta; Diptera; Cecidomyiidae.